Colletotrichum tamarilloi is the source of this 462-nucleotide messenger RNA. RefSeq lists its product as uncharacterized. The record is from RefSeq and is a predicted model, not a curated record. The transcript is spliced from 3 exons. Bases 1 to 462 code for a protein of 153 amino acids. Lineage: Eukaryota; Fungi; Ascomycota; Sordariomycetes; Glomerellales; Glomerellaceae.
AUGGGAACCAAGCUCCAAUGCCAAUUGGGAGGGCAUCCACCUCAAUGCGGAGGAGAGGCAGGCACGACAGUAAUCCCAAUUCAUGGCAAUUCAUGUAAGAAGUUGCAGCUGGCAAGUGCAGCGGACGCACCUGCGCUGAGUCUGAGGUGCCUGCCUUCCCCGUUCAACUUGGCCUGGAAGGUGCAAAGUGUGGGGUUCCUCAACGUCCAGCGGGGGAGGAGAACCUCGGCGCCAAUGUGUCAAAACCAGCUAAGCUCCAUCUUCCUCUCGCGUCCCCUCCAUUCCGAAUUCGUGUCCACUCCGGCCGGGAGCUCCCCCUUUGACCUCCUUGGGACUCUAUCGCGCCUGAAGCUGCUAUCCAACUUGCCGGUGGAUCAAGGUUUUCCAACCAGAACUCUGCUAGAGUCUUGCAUAAGCAUUACCCUGUCACCUACAGCCUAUCUCAAGCUCUUCCCGUUCUGA